Messenger RNA from Acomys russatus (golden spiny mouse), 1408 nucleotides. It is a transcript of the gene Mterf2, whose product is annotated as mitochondrial transcription termination factor 2. The transcript has a single exon. Gene Ontology annotation, cellular component: mitochondrial matrix. The record is from RefSeq and is a predicted model, not a curated record. Gene Ontology annotation, biological process: termination of mitochondrial transcription; regulation of DNA-templated transcription. Bases 93 to 1250 code for a protein of 385 amino acids. Gene Ontology annotation, molecular function: double-stranded DNA binding. Lineage: Eukaryota; Metazoa; Chordata; Mammalia; Rodentia; Muridae.
AGCCAGUGCUCCUUUAUCGUCUUCACCUUCCACCCAGGCACAGUGUGGAUGUUCUCAGCCUGAGGACCUGCGGAUUAGCCAGUGCCCACAGCAUGUCGUGGAGGCUGCUGACAGGAUACCCGCUCUGCAGGAUAUGCCUUUUCAGAAAGCUUCAACCAGCUCUGAAAAUCAAACCACCUUCAGCAUGUUUCACCUACAAAACGGAUGGCCAGGCAAACAGAGAAAACACGAGAACAGUAGAAAAGCUCCAUGCAUGUUCAGUGGACAUUAGCAAAAUCCGCAGGCUGAAAGGAUGGGUGCUUUUGGAGGACGAAACCUACGUGGAAGAAAUUACAAAUAUUUUGAAAGAACUAGGUGCCAACAAAACUGUAAUAGCCAGUAUUUUAGAACGCUACCCAGAAGCAAUUGUCUGCAGUCCUGCUGCUGUUGACAGCAAAAGGAAAAUGUGGCAGAUGGUCUGCAGAAAUGAAACUGAGUUAAUCCGGUUAAUCGAGCAGUUUCCAGAACCUUUCUUUACCAUCAAGGACCAGGAGAACCAGAAGCUCAAUGUUCAGUUCUUCCAAGAGCUGGGACUCAAGAAUGUGGUGAUCACCAGGUUUCUGACAACAGCCUCUAGCAUUUUCCACAAUCCUGUAGAGAACAACAGGCGAAUGAUUGGGGUUCUCCAGGAGAGCUACCUAAAUUUAGGUGGCUCUGAGGCUAAUGCCAAAGUGUGGCUACUCAAGUUAUUAAGCCAAAAUCCAUUCAUUGUGUUAAGUUCUCCUACAGCUGUAGAUGAAAUACUAGAAUUUCUUCAAGGACAAGGCUUCACAAACUCUGAGAUUCUUCAGCUUCUGUCCAAACUUAAAGGGUUUCUUUUCCAACUUCAGCCAGGAAGCAUCCAGAACAGUCUUUCCUUCACUAAGACUACUUUUGAGUGUACAGACUGUGACCUCCGGCAGUUAGUUGUGAAAUGCCCGGCGCUUCUUUAUUAUCCUGCUAUGGUUCUAGGAGAGAGAAUCCAGGCACUGCUGAAAGAAGGGAUCUCCAUAGCUCAAAUAAGGGAGUCGCCGAUGGUGCUCGAGUUAACGCCACAGAUAAUUCAAUACAGGAUAAGAAAGCUGAAUUCUUUAGGCUACAGAAUAGAAGAUGGACAUCUAGCAAGUCUAAAUGGAACAAAAAAGGAGUUUGAAGCUAACUUUAGUAAAAUGCAACCCAAACAAAGAAGGCCAUUAUUUAACCCUGUGGCAUCAUUAAAUGUUGAAGAGUGAUCGCAAAGUGACCAAUUCACAAAGGCUUAAGCAAUUCAGCUUAUAAGCACUAAUGAUUCUCAGGACCUAAUGAGAUUCUCAGUUGUGUUGAAGUUAUCUCAUAAUUGAUGGUUUCUGAUUCAUUUGCUGUAUUUUAAACUAUAAACUGUAUUUAAACA